Messenger RNA from Paramormyrops kingsleyae, 1314 nucleotides. RefSeq names its product glutathione S-transferase Mu 3-like. Gene Ontology annotation, molecular function: glutathione transferase activity. The record is from RefSeq and is a predicted model, not a curated record. NCBI's taxonomy places the organism in Eukaryota, Metazoa, Chordata, Actinopteri, Osteoglossiformes, Mormyridae. Gene Ontology annotation, biological process: glutathione metabolic process.
GUUGUUCGUGAUUGGCUGAUAAACUUCCAUCCUGAAUGCCUGCUUCACUAUUCUACGAGGAAGAUCGAACCAGUCUGUAUUCGGAGCACGGAGGAAGAAGCUGGUUUGUAAAACAGGACCAUGGCGAUGAAACUGGCUUACUGGGAUAUCAGGGGGCUCGCCCAGCCGAUUCGCCUGCUGCUGGAGUACACCGGCACGAAAUACGAAGAAAAACUGUACUCCUGUGGUGAAGCCCCUGAUUACGAUAAAAGCUGCUGGUUCGAUGAAAAAGAGAAGCUUGGAAUGUACUUUCCCAAUCUGCCCUAUCUUGAGGAUGGUGACAGGAAGAUUGUCCAAAGUAACGCCAUCCUGCGGUACAUCGCACGCAAACACAACAUGUGUGGGGAGACGGAGGAUGAGAAGAUCCAGGUGGACAUUUUGGAGAACCAGGCAAUGGACUUUCGCAAUGGUUUCGUCAUGAUGUGCUACACUGACUUUGACAAUAUAAAGCCUGGUUACGUGCAGAAGCUACCUGGCCUGCUGAAACCGUUUUCUGACUUCCUGGGAGACAGGAAGUGGUUUGCUGGUGAUAAGAUCACCUUUGUGGACUUCAUCAUGUACGAGCUACUGGACCAGCAUCGCAUGUUUGAACCCAAGUGUCUGGAAGAUUUCAAGUCCCUGAGCGAUUUCCUGGACAGGUUUGAGGGGCUGGAGAAGAUCGCGGCCUACAUGAAGUCCAAAACUUUCAUGAAGACCCCAGUGAACAACAAGAUGGCCAAGUGGGGGAACAAGAAGGAGUAAAACCAGUACAACGGGAACGUGGUCCCCCAAUUGCCCUCCGUAUUGUAACACUCUGUCUGUUAACAGCAAAUACAGACACAUACAUGUACUAAUGCAGCUUGUGAUGUAACAGCACUGAAAGGUACAGCAGUAUUAUUACUAGAUUGAAUUUACAUAAAACGGCUAAAUGUGGUCAGUCUGCUAAGGAAGAUGAACACUGAUCAUUCUGUGUGCGGGGGGGGGGGGUGGAUGAAAGAACGCGUCUGCAGAAAGUCAGGUGUGUGGUCCUUUGUUCUCUUUAAUCAAAUUCUAUGGAUUACACCCCAAGAAAUCGGAUUGUAAUGGAUUCUCCUGCUUUGUAACAUGGUUUUACAGCACUUAUGGAACAGGCUUUUUUUUUCCCUCUAGCCUCAAGUUACUUAAUUGUUGUUGUGAAAAGUGAUAUAUGGUUCUACAGAGCUUCUUCUGUAAUUUUUAGUUAAUUAUACAGCUGUGUAAUGGUUUCAGAGAAUUAAGUUCAAUGCAAUAAAAUCUUUUCUGUGAAGACUAACCACA